Messenger RNA from Arvicola amphibius (Eurasian water vole), 1325 nucleotides. RefSeq names its product heat shock protein family B (small) member 6 (gene Hspb6). The record is from RefSeq and is a predicted model, not a curated record. Gene Ontology annotation, biological process: response to heat; protein refolding. The transcript is spliced from 3 exons. NCBI's taxonomy places the organism in Eukaryota, Metazoa, Chordata, Mammalia, Rodentia, Cricetidae. The coding region runs from base 3 to 491 and encodes 162 amino acids. Gene Ontology annotation, molecular function: structural constituent of eye lens; protein folding chaperone.
GAAUGGAGAUCCCUGUGCCUGUACAGCCUUCUUGGCUGCGCCGCGCUUCAGCUCCUUUACCUGGUUUUUCCGCUCCGGGACGCCUCUUUGACCAGCGUUUCGGGGAGGGGCUGCUUGAGUCCGAGCUGGCUUCGCUGUGCCCUGCUGCGAUUGCCCCCUACUAUCUGCGCGCCCCCAGUGUGGCACUGCCCACAGCACAGGUGGCCAAGGACCCUGGGUAUUUUUCGGUGCUGCUGGAUGUGAAGCACUUCUCCCCAGAGGAAAUCUCUGUCAAGGUGGUUGGUGACCACGUGGAGGUUCACGCACGGCAUGAGGAGCGCCCGGAUGAACAUGGAUUCAUUGCUCGAGAGUUCCACCGCCGCUACCGCCUGCCUCCUGGAGUGGACCCUGCUGCCGUGACCUCGGCACUGUCUCCUGAGGGUGUCCUGUCCAUCCAGGCCACACCAGCAUCGACCCAGGCCCCACUUCCAUCACCACCUGCUGCCAAGUAGGGGUCCGGGCAUUAUAGGACCGAACCUAAGAAGCCUCUCUAGGCUCCCUUUUAAAAGCCGAUCUGACUCCGCUGCCCAGCCAAAUGUCCCAAUCGCUGUCAAGACAGUUCCUUCCCACCAAAUCUGGGCGUCUUCCCCUAGGACCUUUCCACCUAAAGCCCUACCUGGGCCUUAGUAACUGAGACACCCCACCCCCAAGCCUGCCCUGCCCAUCAGCUUUCAGGCCCCACCCAUAAUACCCCUCUAGGGACAACACAAACACUGUCACCCUCCUUGGCCUACACUCCCACCUGACUGACCCCACUUUGGGCUUAUACUAGCACUAGGCCUCCUACUGCACUUCUAAGUUAUAGAAUACCCACACUGUGAGACCAGAGUACAGAUAGUGCUCCCCCCACCCCAGGCCUGUCACCUAUGACCUACCAGGUCAUUCCCCACAAUGUCUGACCCAGACUGAAUGGGCCUUCCACAUCAGAACAUUCAAGUCUGGUCCACCAGACUCUAGAUCCUGUCCCUGCCACCUAACAGUCUGCCCCGGGCCAUUUUCUGACUUGAAACUCCAGAAGCCUACGUUCCCAAAUUCUGUUGACUUCCCAAUCCUUGGAAAUCUAUUCCCAACCAACCAAGAGUCCCAAACUCAGAUUGUAUAGACACCCAACUUCCCCAGAUGUGCUAGGCCAAUGAACCAGAACCCUUGGGUUCCUUUGUCCCGGCUCCCCACCUGCAGCCAGAUAUCCUAAGCAGCCACCUCCACAUCACUUGUCCUGUAAGAUCAGUCACAACUUCGUUCCCUGUCACCUCAUGCCCUUCCUAUCAGUCCCCAAUAAAGGCGCU